Messenger RNA from Mycena indigotica, 1530 nucleotides. RefSeq names its product ATP-dependent DNA helicase PIF1. Gene Ontology annotation, biological process: DNA repair; telomere maintenance. Bases 1 to 1530 code for a protein of 509 amino acids. The transcript is spliced from 15 exons. The record is from RefSeq and is a predicted model, not a curated record. Gene Ontology annotation, molecular function: DNA helicase activity. NCBI's taxonomy places the organism in Eukaryota, Fungi, Basidiomycota, Agaricomycetes, Agaricales, Mycenaceae.
AUGUCGCCACGAUCACGUGCCAUCACAGUUACCCUCCUGACACUUCCUACUCCGACUGUCAUGCCCAAAUCCACCAAAAAGAGGUUUUAUGCGGUGGCAAAUGGAUUGCCUCCGUGCCCUGCCAUUUAUGAGUCAUGGGCACAAUGUGAAGAAAAGGUUAUUCGGUUCCCGGGAGCGAAAUACCAGGGAUUUCAAACAAGGGCAGAGGCUGAGGCGUAUAUUGGAGCAAACUACAUCCACAAAGCUCCGAACCCCACAGCAAAGAAGCCUUAUGAUCGUCCAGCGAGUGGCAUUAGUCAAGAGCCUGCAAAGAAGGUGACCGGAAAAUGGUUUGGGAAUUACAAAACAUACGAAAAAUGUAUAAGGCGCUGGAGAGGGGUCAAAACUCUCAUUAUUGACGAAGUCUCAAUGAUCGACGGGAGACUAUUCGACAAACUUGAAGAAAUAGCGCGGAUCAUACGAGGCAAUGAACAACCAUUCGGUGGCAUCCAACUCGUACUCUCAGGCGACUUUUUCCAAUUGCCUCCAGUUCCCGACAGAAAUCCUGUCACAAAUCAACAAAUGCCUACAAUAUUCGCCUUUGACGCCCAGAGCUUUGAUCUCUGCAUGGGCCCUCCGGUCAACCUCACCCGAGUUUUCCGCCAAAAAGACGAACGUUUUGUUGAGCUGUUGAACAACAUGCGCUACGGCAGAAUCGAGCCCGAAGACGAAGAAAUCUUCCGCUCCCUCGAGCGUGAAGUCCGAUAUGACGAUGGGAUCCAACCAACCGAAUUAUUAUCGCGUCGAGACGAGGUGGAUCGGGCAAACAAUCGGAGACUCAACGCAUUGCCUGGAGCAACGAGAACUUACACAGCGGUUCAGUCCUCAGGAAUCAACUCUCAAGGAUUCCCGAUCACCCCCGAGCAAAUGGAAAAGUUGCUUGAAAAACUUGUUGCACCAAAACAAAUCUCGUUGAAGGUUGGAGCUCAAGUCAUGUUAAUCAAGAACCUCGUGCAAGGCCAACUCGUGAAUGGGUCAGUCGGUCAAGUCAUAAGUUUCAGGACAGCGGAGGAUGCCGGCAACGAACACAUCAAUAUCGCCAGGGCUGAAAAUGACAAAAACGACAGGAGGCCCGUUCUUCCCCGUUCACUUGAAAAGCAUCUGUUCCCCGUUGUUCGCUUCAUCAAUGGCUCUGAGCUCUUGAUGAUACCAGAGGACUUCACGGUUGAAAACGCAAACGGACAAAUGGAAGCACAGCGAAUUCAAAUUCCGCUGAUCUUGGCCUGGUCACUUAGCGUCCACAAAUCUCAAGGGCAAACAAUUGAGAGGGUCAAGGUGGAUCUGAAAAGCACGUUUGAGAAAGGACAAGCAUAUGUGGCUAUCUCGAGAGCAACCAGCCUGGAGGGUCUGCAAGUGCUCAAUUUCCAUAGCUCCAAGGUGAUGGUUCACAGCCAUGUUGUUAAAUGGUAUAGUGCUUGUCAAGACAUGGCCAUGCGACAGCAAGCCGACGAUGACGAGUGGGAGAUAGGAAGGGAAUCUUAUUAUGAUUAA